UUGGACGGAAGGAUGUCAAUCAUGUCAUUGGGCCAUGGGUUUUGCCGAAGCCCACGAAGAAGUUCACGAAAGUUCACAGGAGUGCAGUUCUCACGCAAUACGGAAGCGUCGCCGUUUAUCACCAUUCCAGUUAUAUCCGUUAGUCACUAUUAUUUUAAUUGCCCUAAAGUCGUUGUUUGUUGCUUUUGUUUAACACUUUCUGUCAGAUAAGCGUGUUUUAACUUUAAACACCGUCACUCAAGCUUUCCCUCAAGCUUGCCGCGCUUUUCUUUUAACGUUACGUUAACGUUACCUCAGAAUUUAAAUAAAGUCAAACUGAGAAUGAGUGGAAGUGGGGCACAGUCUUUGUUCAGCCUCGAUCUUCCGGACCUGAGGAAUUUAUGUUGUGUAAAUCUGUUCUUCCCAAAUAGUCAUGAUGAAGGAGAGCUGAGAAACAAACAAGUGAAAACCUGCAGGGAGCUGAUUCUCAUGCAGUCAGACAUUGUUGCCUCACCUGUGUUGGGCCAUUAUGGGGGCAUUUCUGUUAUAAUGACUACUGCACUUCACAAGACAGGUUUCAUCCAGGCCUUUGCAGAGAAACAUGGUCUACAGUUGUGCCCUCCUCAGAGAGUAUUUCCUGCCAUUCUGCAGAACUGUUUGUCUUACACUGUGACGACUAAACUGGCCCCUAAAUGGAACAAAGCUGGCCAAUAUCUUAUAGCAGGAAAAGAUUUCCUCAGUGACACUGGAAAACUGAAUGCAGUUGUGCUUGAGAUGAAUAUCACUGAGACUCAACUGUGUGGCAAUGUGGAAGUCAAGACGGUCAGACUUCCUCCAGCCGAAAUCCAGGAUUUUGAUUUUCCUGCUCCUGUGGUGAUAAACUUCCUCCACACUAAAGAAGCUGUGCUGCAUACAGUCAUGCCAAAUAGCUGGUGCCACAUUCUGCCUAGUAUGAAGAAAGGCCAAAUCAUCAGCAUCAGUCGUAGGAUUCCAGAGGAAAGCCCGUUCCAAUCUUACCUAGACAUUCAGAAGCACUGGAGCAAUAUGGUAAACACUAACAUCAAACAAUUUAGACACAUAUUCCUAUUGAAGUAUUCAUAUGGAUAUCAGCUACCCUCAGUAGGUGAAGAGGACGUGAUUUACUGCAGUGUGUACUUUAAACCAAUAGGUGACAAGCUCUUCACGUAUCCUUCAGUAAAGGCAGGUGAUCAGUUACCUAUUUACAGCUAUCAUUAUUAA
This is a messenger RNA of Danio rerio (zebrafish), 1218 nucleotides long. Lineage: Eukaryota; Metazoa; Chordata; Actinopteri; Cypriniformes; Danionidae. The record is from RefSeq and is a predicted model, not a curated record.